AUGGGAAAUCAAAAGCUCCAGGAUCAUAUUGAGCUUUUUUUUGGUACAAUACGGUCUCAUGGUGGCCACAAUGAUAAUCCCACAGCUCGUCAAUUUAGAUCCGCUUAUCGUAAACUAUUAAUAAAUGCCAAGAUCAAAGAUGGAUCUCUCGGAAAUUGUAUACCUUUAGAUGAAAUUGAUAUACUAAAUUGCUCUAGUGCCACCAAUACUAUAAAAGAUCCAGUAGACAUAAUUAAUGAAAGUAAUGCUAUUUUGUAUAAAGAUAUAAUUUCACAGCCCCAAACUCAUCAUAUUAAAGAUCACGAUUAUAUAAUUGUAUCUGAUCAAAAUAUUACCAUGAGUAACUAUAUAAAAGAAGUUGUGAUUUAUAUCUCUGGUUUUAUUUGCCAUAGAUUAUCAUCUAAAAUUAAAUGUGAUAUUUGUUGUAAUGCUUUGUUUGGUGAUAAAAAAGAUUUUAUGACUUCAUUAAUUAAUGUUAGAGACAAAGGUGGAUUGUCUUAUCCAAGCGAUGAUGUCAUUUUAAUAGCCCUUCAAACUGAAAAAUUUAUGAAAUCUUACAGUUCUGACACAAAACCAUUAAACAAAAUAAAACAAAAUGAAACCGAUUCAAUGCGAACGUGGUACAAUAAAAUGACAUUAUUUAGAGGACAGUAA
Messenger RNA from Myzus persicae (green peach aphid), 654 nucleotides. RefSeq lists its product as uncharacterized. NCBI's taxonomy places the organism in Eukaryota, Metazoa, Arthropoda, Insecta, Hemiptera, Aphididae. The record is from RefSeq and is a predicted model, not a curated record. The transcript has 3 exons. The coding region runs from base 1 to 654 and encodes 217 amino acids.